Molecule: messenger RNA, 357 nt
Organism: Acaromyces ingoldii
Lineage: Eukaryota; Fungi; Basidiomycota; Exobasidiomycetes; Exobasidiales; Cryptobasidiaceae
Exons: 1
Biological process (GO): DNA damage response; fatty acid metabolic process
Cellular component (GO): mitochondrial matrix
Source: RefSeq, a predicted model, not a curated record
GUGAUUCUGAACCUGUACGAAGCGGGUCAGGGGCUCGCGUCGCACAUCGACCUGCCGCACCAAUUCGACGACGGCAUUCUCGUCUGCAGCUUUGGCUCGGGCUGCACGAUGCGCUUCAGCCGAGAGAGCAGCGCUGGGGGGGAGCAAUGGCAAGAGAAGGGGCAGAAUGAAGAGCGGGAGCAGGUGGAGCACGUCUACCUCGAGGACCGCAGUCUCGUCCUGCUCAGCGGCGAGUCGCGGUGGGCGUGGAAGCACGGCAUCGAGGCGAGAGACGAGGACCUCGUCGAGGGCGAGGCGGGUGAGGUGGAGAGGAUCCGGCGGGGCAAGCGGCUCAGCAUCACAGUACGGUGGCUCUUG